CUGGAGUCGGGCGCCAGGUUCUCCUCGGCAAUCAGAGCUGCAGCCGAAUGGGCGACAUGUCACGGGCCAGUGGGGACGCGCGUGGGGACACGCGUGGGGACGCGAGGGAAAAGGGCACGACCGCUGCCGGCCCGUUCACCUUCAGCCCGGAACCCACGCUUGAGGAUAUCCGCUGUCUCCAAGCUGAGUUCGCCGCUGAGAGAGACUGGGGCCAGUUCCACCAGCCUCGGAACCUGCUCCUGGCCUUGGUGGGGGAAGUGGGGGAGCUGGCAGAGCUCUUUCAGUGGAAGCCGGAUGACGAGCCUGGACCCCAAGCCUGGCCUCCCAGGGAGCGGGCAGCCCUCCAGGAGGAGCUUAGUGAUGUCCUCAUCUACCUGGUGGCAUUGGCAGCCCGCUGCCAUGUGGAUCUGCCUCGAGCAGUGCUCUCCAAGAUGGAGACCAACCGGAGACGCUACCCAGCCCAUCUGUCCUGCGGCUCUGCCUGCAAGUAUACGGACUUGCCCCAUGGGACUGUCUCCAAUGACCGGGCUGUGGGGCCUGUAGACCUUGUCCCCGAAUCCACAGGCCAGGCCUCCACCUAGAGGCAUGGGUGUAGGACUUGCGGCUCAGCACAGAACCUAAGGAGAAGACCACAGGACCGUGUUCUAGUACUUUCUGAAAAGAUCAUGGUCUGGGGACCCCGUCUGCUUAAGCCUGAGAUCAGCACUAACCUGAAGACAACUUCCUGUUGUUUUCUUUCCCAAUAAAACAGCUUGGGCAGCGA
This is a messenger RNA of Choloepus didactylus (southern two-toed sloth), 763 nucleotides long. Its product is annotated as dCTP pyrophosphatase 1-like. NCBI's taxonomy places the organism in Eukaryota, Metazoa, Chordata, Mammalia, Pilosa, Megalonychidae. The record is from RefSeq and is a predicted model, not a curated record. The transcript has 3 exons. Gene Ontology annotation, biological process: nucleoside triphosphate catabolic process. Gene Ontology annotation, molecular function: nucleoside triphosphate diphosphatase activity. Bases 48 to 581 code for a protein of 177 amino acids.